This is a messenger RNA of Phragmites australis (common reed), 2523 nucleotides long. RefSeq lists its product as uncharacterized. Bases 413 to 2134 code for a protein of 573 amino acids. The record is from RefSeq and is a predicted model, not a curated record. The transcript is spliced from 13 exons. Gene Ontology annotation, biological process: protein ubiquitination; interstrand cross-link repair. Gene Ontology annotation, molecular function: ubiquitin protein ligase activity; protein binding. Gene Ontology annotation, cellular component: nucleus. Lineage: Eukaryota; Viridiplantae; Streptophyta; Magnoliopsida; Poales; Poaceae.
CACUUGGGGAGAUGGUAAGCCAACGCACCCGCCAAGUGCAAUGCAGGCCAUUGACCUAGGCCACGGGUCUUCUUGAUCGCCCGUCGACCCCGUCCAGGUAAGUAUGUUGCAAGGAGGGCAGGGGCGCCGAUUAUGUAGCCCCCUCUCAGUUCCCACCCAGCUUGGCGCGGCGAGGUGGUACUAAACGAAACGCGCCUCAGUGCCUCACCCCGCCGCGCGAGCGCUGGUGCAGCAGGGGAGGCGAUCCGAUGUUUUGGUGGGCUGAUUUUGACGGCCCAUGGGAUUUUCUGCCACCUGCGCGCCAACGUUUUCGGACUCCCUCGUCGGCGCCACCGCUUCCAAAAAAUUUCCUCUCGGGGUUUAGCCGCUCCCCAAUCCAGUCUCAACUCAGCUCGGCCACCCACGCCACCCAAUGCCGUCGGGGUCGAGCUCCCGUGGCAGGCAACGGCGGCGGCAGCCGGCGGAGGAUGCGGCUCCCUCGGUGGUACGCGUGAGCUCGUCCAGCUCGGGUGAGGAGGGCGACUCUUCGGAGGAGGAGAGCGAGGAAUCCGGUGAGGGGGCGGGGGGGCGUGGCGGCGGUGGCAAAGGUAGGGCUUCGAUGGCUAGGGAUAAGGCAGCGGCGAGCGAAGGCGAGGCGCAGGGGCUGUACCUUCCCAGCUGCCCCAUCUGUAUGAUCCCGUGGACUGCUGAUGGCGCGCAUCGCGUAAGUUGCAUUCCCUGUGGACAUGUCUAUGGCAGAUGUUGCUUAGAGAGGUGGUUACUGCAGUGUGGGAAGAGAAAGGCACCGUGUCCUCAAUGUGGCAAGAGGUAUAAACAAAACUGCAUUAUCAACCUCUAUGUACCAGAGAUUGCUGUUCCAAAUAAUGAUCUUGAAAAGCAAGUAUUGUCAUUGAGAGAGAAAAAUGAAUCUCUUGAGAAGCAACAAGCAAAAUUACUUGAGGAGAUAAAAGAGCAUAAGAGGCAGAUUAUGUUGCAACAAAAAAUAAUAUAUGAAUCAAGCUCAAAGAGACAGAAAAUGACAGAGCAAUCAUCAGAUGCGGAGCCAAUCGCCUCGCUUACAGAGGACAUUGACUGUAGCAAUCUUUGCAGUUUUGUUCUCCAGAAUGAGUUUUUUCUUGACGGAGCUCGAGUCAUGGGCAUAGAUGCAUCCAGCCAGAUUAUAUUAACUUCUGGACGGGCACCUGGAGUUGGUGCUGAACAUGUCCUUACAAAGAUCAGCAUGUUUGCUGGACAGGAAAUGCAGAAAAUUCACCUUCCUACCGAUACUAAAGCUAUUAGAGACAUUUGUGUACUUCCCGGGGGGCAUGCUGUUUUUGCAUCACUAGGCAGGAAAUUGUCACUUUUCAGCAUGGCCACCAACAAUGUCGUCCUUCAGUAUGAUUUACCGGCCCCUGGCUGGUCCUGUUCAGGGAAUCAAACUAGUUCAACUCACAUUUAUGCUGGGCUACAGAAUGGAAUGCUAUUGGUCUUUGAUAUUCGCCAAACUGCAUCACCUUUGCAUUCUAUGAAGGGUCUAUCUACACACCCAGUUCAUACAGUCCACUCUGUUAUAGAUGACAGUGGUUCCAGAAAGGUUCUUUCUGCUUCUUCUAUAGGACCCUGUAUUUGGGAUGCUGAUGGCAGUGGAAGCAGUUCUUUCAGGCCAAAUUUGAUAAGCGGGAUGGAGAAUCAAGGGGUCUGUAUUUCUCUUACAUGCAUCCCUCCGUCAAGUGAUACCCUAGUGGCUUCCUACCGUCCGAAAGUUGAGUUGCCAGAAGAUGGCGCCACAUCUCAAGCGGUUACACCCCUAUCACUGGCACCCACUGGUUCAGGAAAGUUAGGACACCACGCUCUCAUGAGGAGGACAAGCAGCACGUACUUUGCCAGGGACCAGAUCUGCAGCGGCAAUGUAAGUGAAUUGAGGAUGUCAAAAUCCGCAAUCAUACCGUGUGGAAGCAAUCAGCAUGUCUUUGCCUAUGGAGAUGAGUCAUUGUAUGGAGUCCGGACUUGGCGGCUCCCUUCAUUUCAGAGGUUCGCCGAUCUCAGCCCCCACCGGCAACCAAUCCUUGAUCUACGGUUUGCAGGAAGCUCAACCGGGGAGAGGUACCUUGGAUGCUUAAGCGCCGAGAAGCUACAGGUGUUCAAAAUUAGGUAGCAUAACGGAGGUAGUCAUUGAGUUUAUUGUGUUUUUUGAUGAAACUUGAGCUCAUUCUUUUAUUUCAUUUCUGGUAGCUGUGCAUGCUAACACACUAGUACUUCAUUAGCUUUAUUAUACGAGUAACAGAUCGCGUCAUGCUCUGUACAGUGGUCACCAGAGCACUUGGUGUGGUGUGUAAAACCAUGUAGUCCUAUCGUACCCUGUUAGAAGAUUGUGGCCCCAAUAUAUCAGUAGAGACUAGGGAGUAUAGAAUUGAAUAAGUUGAUGUUUCGGUGUUGUACUGACGCCGCUCGGUGUCGUAAAUCAAGGAAACAAAUGGGUAGCAAUCUGUCACAUUUGAUGCUUCCUUCUUAUGCUCCAGUGCACUGAUGUCUCCAGUUUGUUCA